CCCCCACGGCCCGCCCCCGCCCCGGCUGUCCGCUUGUCUGACCCCGACCGUCUCCAUCCCUUGGGCACGUCUGGGGGACUGGUCCGGUUCUGUGCCUGCCCGCGCGUCAGUGUGCGGCUGUGCGCAGGCGCGGCGGGGGUGCUUAGCCCCUUUGGGUGGGCGGCGGAGCACAGGAGCGCGCGGGCGAGACCAUGGCGGGCAGCGGCGCGGGGGGCGGUGGUGUCGGGGAGACGAAGGUGAUUUACCACUUGGAUGAGGAAGAGACUCCCUAUCUAGUGAAGAUCCCCGUCCCCGCUGAGCGCAUCACCCUCGGCGAUUUCAAGAGCGUCCUGCAGCGGCCCGCGGGAGCCAAGUACUUUUUCAAGUCUAUGGAUCAGGAUUUCGGAGUGGUGAAGGAAGAAAUUUCCGACGACAAUGCUCGCCUUCCUUGCUUCAACGGAAGGGUGGUGUCCUGGCUAGUGUCAUCAGAUAACCCCCAACCCGAGAUGGCUCCCCCAGCCCAUGAGCCUCGCACAGACCUGGUGCCUCCACCUCCACCACUACCCCCUUUGCCACCGGAGAGGACCAGUGGCAUUGGGGACUCCAGGCCUCCAUCUUUCCACCCUAACGUCUCCAGCAGCCGUGAAAACCUGGAGCCAGAGACAGAAACAGAGUCAGUCGUGUCUCUGAGGCGGGAGCGGCCUCGUAGGAGAGACAGCAGUGAGCACGGCGGUGGGGGCCACAGGCCCAGUGGCCCCUCGAGGCUGGAGCGCCACCUAGCAGGGUAUGAGAGUUCUUCCACCCUGAUGACCAGUGAGCUGGAGAGCACCAGCCUGGGGGACUCAGAUGAGGAUGACACCAUGAGCAGGUUCAGCAGCUCCACGGAGCAGAGCAGUGCCUCCCGCCUCCUCAAGCGCCACCGGCGGCGGAGGAAACAGCGACCGCCCCGCCUGGAGAGGACCUCAUCUUUCAGCAGUGUCACUGACUCCACAAUGUCUCUUAACAUCAUCACAGUCACACUCAACAUGGAGAAGUACAACUUCCUGGGCAUCUCCAUUGUGGGCCAGAGCAAUGAGCGGGGAGACGGUGGCAUCUACAUCGGCUCCAUUAUGAAGGGUGGGGCGGUGGCAGCUGAUGGGCGCAUUGAGCCUGGAGACAUGCUUUUACAGGUGAAUGACAUGAAUUUUGAGAACAUGAGCAACGAUGAUGCAGUGCGGGUGCUGAGGGACAUCGUACACAAGCCAGGCCCCAUUGUGCUGACUGUGGCCAAGUGUUGGGAUCCCUCUCCGCAAGCCUACUUCACACUCCCCCGAAAUGAGCCUAUCCAGCCGAUUGAUCCUGCUGCCUGGGUCUCCCACUCUGCUGCGCUGACUGGCACCUUCCCAGCCUAUCCAGGCUCCUCAUCUAUGAGCACCAUUACAUCUGGUUCGUCUCUGCCUGACGGCUGUGAGGGCCGGGGUCUCUCCAUCCAUACAGACAUGGCGUCUGUGACCAAGGCCAUGGCAGCUCCAGAGUCUGGCCUGGAAGUUCGAGACCGCAUGUGGCUCAAGAUCACCAUCCCGAAUGCCUUUCUGGGCUCUGACGUGGUUGACUGGCUCUACCAUCACGUGGAGGGCUUUCCCGAACGGCGGGAGGCCCGCAAGUAUGCUAGUGGGCUGCUCAAGGCAGGCCUCAUUCGGCACACCGUCAACAAGAUCACCUUCUCUGAACAGUGCUACUAUGUCUUUGGAGACCUCAGUGGCGGCUGUGAGAGCUAUCUAGUCAACCUGUCUUUGAAUGACAACGAUGGCUCCAGCGGGGCUUCGGACCAGGACACCUUGGCUCCUCUGCCUGGGGCCACCCCCUGGCCCUUGUUGCCUACUUUCUCCUACCAGUACCCAGCACCCCACCCAUACAGCCCCCAGCCCCCACCCUACCAUGAGCUGUCCUCCUACACCUAUGGUGGGGGCAGUGCCAGCAGCCAGCACAGUGAGGGAAGCCGGAGCAGUGGGUCAACACGAAGCGAUGGUGGGGCAGGGCGCACGGGGAGGCCUGAGGAGCGGGCCCCCGAGUCCAAAUCUGGCAGCGGCAGUGAGUCUGAGCCCUCCAGCCGGGGGGGCAGUCUUCGACGGGGCGGGGAACCUGGCCCAGCUGGUGAUGGGGGUCCUCCCCCAUCCAGGGGCUCGUCAGGGGGUCCCCCCAAUCUUCGAGCCCACCCAGGGCUCCAUCCCUAUGGACCACCCCCAGGCAUGGCCCUCCCCUAUAACCCCAUGAUGGUGGUCAUGAUGCCCCCACCCCCACCCCCUGUCCCCCCAGCAGUGCAGCCCCCGGGGGCCCCUCCCAUCAGAGACCUGGGCUCUGUGCCCCCUGAGCUGACAGCCAGCCGCCAAAGCUUCCAUAUGGCCAUGGGCAACCCCAGUGAGUUCUUUGUGGAUGUGAUGUAGACCCCACAGUGGGGCCUCCAGUUCUGGAUUGGUGCUUCUGCUCUGUGAUUGGUGUCCUGUCAAUCACGUGCUCACAAUGCCUCCUGAGGCCCAGGCUCAGCCUGCUGGCUGCCCCCUUCCUGCCGUGAGGCUGUUGCCACUGUGACUUACCAGCAGUGCCUGGUUCCUCCCUCUUUCCUUGGGGGUGUACAAGGGACCUUUGGUUAUUUCUAGCUUUAUUUUUUUUUUAUAAGCUUUUUUGAGGAUUAAAAAUAGACUUUCUUAGACUUUUCAGAAUAUUUUUUAUAGACAUUUUUUAUAUGAAGUAUCCCUGUCCCCUGGGCCCCUCUUCUAACCCUGAAAUGUGACCUCCUCAUCCAUUCACCCAGUCAGCUCUGCUCUGUGUGGGGCGGUGGGUAGUCAGUGGUACCCUGGGAGGAGGAAGGAGGCUGGUCACCCCAGACAGCAGUCAAAGGAAGCUGGGGUAUUUGGUACUUGGGGGCCAUGUAGCUGCCUUUGUUACUCUUUAUUUAUUUUAGUCACUUGUAUAAAACACCGAAUAAAACAAUAGAGGCAAACUCCCUACCGCCUCUGGCUCCUUUCUUUGGGAGGGAGACAGGUAGCCAGGGGAAGGAAUAUGGUAGUAAAGUGUAACUUGUCAGAAACUUUAUUAUUUGUGAGGCAGUUAGUGCUCCCUCUGAGAGGAGGCAUAGUUCUGGGGACAGGAGGCCCCCUUCAAGGCAGGACCAGGGCCCAGCUGGAGGAGGCUUGGGCUUUGGCUUGAAAGAAGGCACAUAAGUGGGCCAGGCCCUGGGUGGGAGCACUCAGAAGCCAAGGGGGUUCCUGGUGGCCACCCCACCCUGCUCCACCAAGGCCUGGGAGAUGCUUCUGAAGUUGCGGAAGAGCUCCUGCUGCUGGGGGUCCGACUGCAGGGCGGCCAUGGUCUUCUGGAUCCGGGCUGCGGCCUGUGGUGGGGAGGGGGGUGGUCAGGGUGUGCUUUGAGUCCCUCACCUGCACUAGGUACCCCCGAGUCUCACCUCAAUACACCAGCUGUCACAGAGCAUUUUCUCAUGUUGGGCUGUGGGGUGGCUCUCACUCAGAGCUCUUGAGGCCCUGGUGGGAAGUAGAAGGCAAAAAAAAAGUCUGUGUAGUGAGCCUGGCCCAGGACCCUCCUGCGGCUCAGGCUCCAUGCUGCUCCUCACCUGGACAGAACCACCAUCAUGGCAUAGAGGUCAAUGGCACCAUCUGCUAGGCGCUGCAGCAGAAACUGCUCAUCUGUCAGCUUGGCCUCCACAACCGUGGCAAACUGCUCCAGGGCCUCCACUGCCUGAAGAGAUUGGGAGAGUGCACAGGCUUGGAGGGGCCUCCCAUCACCCUUGACUCAGGCAUCCCCUCACCUGACUGCUUACCAGCUUGCCGCUCCGACUCAACUCUGGGUGGAUGACUCCACUGAGACUCAGGCCACUGCCCAGCCCUGCCCGCCUGAGGAGGGAGAGGAUGACUGUUCCGCUACCGCUUACCAUACAGCCCUGCAGAGCCACAAACAGCCUGAGAAUAUCAUUCGUCCCCUCAAAGAUCCGGAAGAUUCGAAGAUCGCGCAACACGCGUUCUACCCCGGCCUCCUACCGUCAGGAAAGACUGAUUAUAAGGCCCUGCUGAGAUGGGUCUUACUCCUCUGGCUGGCUUAACUGAGGGUACCCCAUGCAGAAGACCCUCCUGUACCUUCAUGAAGCCCAUGCCCCCCAUGACUUGGAUGCACUCAUCUGCCACCGCCCAGGCUGCCUCCUAGGAACAAAAAACAAGACAAGAUUGGUUUGUGAGCCAAGCUCCUAAUCUGGAUGCUCCCUCCCAGCAUGCCCUGGGACCUCACCGAGCCAAAGAUUUUGCUGAUGGCGGCCUCUAUCUGGAAGUCCUUGGAUCCCUGGUCCAUGUUGGCACUCACCAUGUAAGCCAUGGACUGAGGUUGCAUGGUCAGGACAUAGGAAGGAAAAGCGAAAAGGGCUGCAACAGACCCAACUUGACCUCCUAAGUCUCCAAGACCAACUCUGACCUAGCACCGCAAGGCCCGUGCAUUCACUCUGUAACGCUAUGUUAUGCAAGUCUAAAUAUUUGGUCCCCUGAGUCAGUUCAUCAGGGCUCAGGCAUUUGACUUCCUGCAAGAGAUCAGGAAGCGUUGGGGUGGGGGUAGCGUUAACUUCUGGGAAGCACCUCGGCAGAAUAGCGCGCCUCAUGUGCAGAAGCUGAACUGACUAUGCCUCUCCGCAUCCCCUAGGGCAUUGGUGUGAAGCUGGAGACCCACUGCCCCAGGUGCUGCUGGGGGUUGUAGUCUGACCCAGCGGAGAGAAAGGCUCCAGGGAGGAGGGUGAAGGGCUCUCACCUCAGUCACAUAAUGCAGAAUUGCCAUGCGGGCCAGCUUCUCCUGAAUCAUCCCAAAGUUGUGAAUUUUCUCCCCAAACUGAGUACGGUUAGUAGCAUGAUCCACCUGGAAAAGGGCACGUGGGUUACACGGUAGUUCUGCAGUUUCCCAGCAGAGGGGCUGGAGGGAGGGGCUUUGGCCACAGCCAAGGUCAGUCCCCACUGGAUGAAAGCCUAAGCUAAUAGUUCAGGAGCUGUUUGUGGGGAGGGUUUUGUGGUGGAGGGAGUGCCUGCAAGGGAGUCAGAGGGGACUGUGACUCAGAGUCAGGCUAGCUAUAGGGUCGCUAUGAGUUAGAAUUAACUUGACAGCAACAGGAUGGUUGUUGGAUGGGGUCCCUAUAAGUUGGAGUCGAUGGCAACAGUAACAGGAGGGACUCAGGCAGGGUGCUCACCACCUUAGCAAUGAUGCCCUUCAUGGUGCCUGCAAGGGCUGCAGCCAUGCCAAACCUUCCAUUGUUGAGAAUGUGCAUGGCGACCUUGAAGCCGCCUCCCACCUCACCCAGCACGUUCUCCGAUGGCACCCGCACCGCAUCAAAGUACACCUCUGCUGUGUUCGAGGCUUUGAUGCCCAUCUUCUUCUCAGGGGGCCCACUGCGACAGGGCAGAGUAGAGAAGCAGAGUUGUGUUCAACAAGUUGCCACCAGAGGAGGAAACUGCCCCUUCAUGCCUUAUGAACCAAGGAGGAACUACAAAUCCCAGACUAUGAGAGGAUACAGGCCACAGUUCCUACGAUGCCCAGAGGGCUAUAAAGGCUGAGCUAUAGAGGCCUGGCUAUGUCUUGCUAGUGGGUUGGGCCCACUAUUUGCUAGGAGUCCAAGCUUUAAAUCGGUUUCAUACAUAUUAGUCCCAACGGGAACAUGCUGUCUGCUUUGGCUUUUGUAUCCCCCCGCCCCGCCCCGCCCCUGCCAGGGUGACAUGUAGCAACCAUCUGCCCUGGUGCCCAGUACUGCCCCCUCCUUGGCCCUGCCUCUUCCUCCAACACUCACUGGGUAACACCCCCAAAGCUCUUCUCCACCACAAAAGCUGUGAUCUUCUCUUUCGUGGUGCCCGUGGAUGCAUCUUUAACCGGUGUUUUGGCAAAGACUGUGAAGAUUUCUGCCAGGCCCCCAUUACUGUAGAAGAAUGAGGGGGCAGUCAGGAGGACUGAGAACAGUGGGGCCUAGAAUCGGGGAGAGGUGGAGAAAAGGAAGAAAUGAGAGGAAAAUUGCCUGAUCCAAAUCUUGCUUCCGUUGAGGGUAUAAUAACUUCCACAGGGGCUGGGUACAGCUGAGCUUCGGAUGGAGGCUGCAUCGGACCCACUGGAGGGCUCCGUUAGACAGAAAGCGGCCAUAGUCUCCCCUGUGAAGGGGAGAGAGCACCUUUACCAUGGAUCCUGAUGGGCAUCAAAGUCCCCCAACAGCCUGCACCCCUUAACACCUCCAGGAACAUUUAGUUCCUUUGCAUUUCCCCACCAGCACAGUGAGGCCGCCUGAGACGCUCCCAACCAACAUGGCCAGGUGUCUGGUGAUCUAAGUGCCAACCAGCCAAAUCUGUGCCAAGCCCAGGACACCCCACUCCUUGUCUGUAGGACGGUCUCACCAGAUGCCAGUUUGGGGAGGUAUUUUUCUUUCUGGGCCUUCGUGCCAAAGAGCAGGAUGCCUUUGAAACCGAUGCUCUGAUGAGCCCCGAGGGUGAUGCCCACGCCAAGGUCAUGCGUGCCCACGAUCUCCACCAAGCGGGCAUACUGGAGGGAAGCAGGCGGUUGGGCUGUAACUGCCCGAAGACCUCCCCUUGGCAGGAGAGUAGAAUGGAGCAGGGCCUGGCCUAGGUCAUCCCCACAGUGUGGAAAGAGGGAAGUGGAACCAUGGAAAGGGCACAGCAGAGGAUAUAUCUGACCCAGGUAUUGGUGGGUGGGCGGCUUCCUACCACUGUCAAGUGGUUGGUCUCCAGCUUAGAGAUUCGUUAGGACUUGGGACCCGGGGUGAGGUCCAUGGCCCUAGGGAACUGGAUGUAAUUUGUUUUUGGGGGGUGCCUAUACAGUGGGGACAGUCAACAUCCCACAGGCCCUAGACAGUUGCUUGGCAGAGACCUGGGGCCCAGAAAAGUGAUGAAUGCCCUGAAGCUGCCAAGCUGAAGUGGAAUGGCAUCCCGGGGAAUGACAAGGGUACCCCUCACCUGGGUGUUGCAGAGGCCCACGCCACCCAGCUCACUGGGCACUUGCAGACCAAAGGCCCCCAGCUCCUUGAGGCCCUUCAAGGUGGUCUCCUCUACCCGCUCCAAAGCUUCAUUCUUGGCAGGAUCGUUCACCUCCUGGGAAGACACAAGACCCCACAUCCAAGGUCUUUUUAUGCCCUACUAGAGACCCAGGCCUCCACUCUCCAACCCCGAUCAUUCCUCACCUCGAAGAAACGGGACACGGGCCCCACCAGCUCUUUGAGAAACUGAGUCUGCUCCUCAUUGAGCACUGCAGGGGGGGAAGAAAGCUGGCGGGGUGAGGCUGCAGACAGGGAACGCAGCCCUGCCUCCGCCCGGCUUUGAUGACUCCUGCCCUUACCAGAUGGGUAUGGGAACACUUGAUUGGUGGUGAGCUGGCCCUUAAACAUCCCUGCAGCAAAGGACUUAGAUUCCUGGGCAGGGAGAAGGCAGUUCAGGGAGGUGGCUGGGGAGGGGAAGGGUGUCUGCCCCAGCUCAGUUCCUCCCGACUUAGGGGCCACAUACCACCUUGGCCUGGCUUUCCUUGGUGGAGGCAUCAGAGGAGAGGGAAUCUGACUUGUCCACAGCCGUCUAGAGAAAAAUGGUUAUCAAGGACGUGGACAGGGACUUCGGUGUGCCAAGGAGAGCACGGGGCCCGCUGGGUGCGGAAAAGGGUAGAUCCCGCGACCUUUCCCCUAGUUUCAUGUACAGGGCACCCUGGCCUGGCCUUUCCCCUAUUUUCGGUGCCAGACUGGGUGGCAGGUGACUGGCACGAAGAGGGGGACCCCUGCCGGUGGCAGGGAGGUGGGCCCCCACUCCCACACCCCUCGUCCCAAUGCCUCCAUCGCUUACCUGAGCAGCCCCGCUGACAUAAGCUCGCUGGGUCGGACCGGGUCGGGGCUGCCCCAAGAGCGCGCUGGGCCGCGAGCUGUGGGGAGCAGGGGUUCAGUCCCGGUCCAGUCCCCGGGACUGACGUCCCCCGUCCCACCAGAUGGACACAGACCUGCCACCCCUGAAUCGCAGCAGCUGUCGCCCCACGCUCGAAGCCAUCUCAGUCCCCUGCACCUCGGCGCCGCACAGUCCUCAGCUGCCUGGAGCGCCAGCUGACUCCUCGCUUUCGCCCCGCCUCCCAAGGUCCGCCCCACCCCUUGACUUCGUCUCAAAAUGCACCGGGAGGCGGACGGGAGGGGUUUCCGGGCCCCAGGGCAUGCUGGGGCUGCAGUUCCGCAGCGCCCCCCAGCUCCUGCGGUCUGUUUGACCUGGAGCAGUUCCAAGUAUCCCUUGCCUUCCCCAGACUCCUUCUUCCUUUCUGUCUGAGCUAGGGUCUGCUGCUCUACCCUGCCCUGAUGAGAUAGGGUGGGAGAGAAGAGGGAGGAACUUAGGCGACUGCAUCCAGAGAGAUGGAAGGUAGACUGAGGCAGGACUUCCAGGAGGAGUUAGAAGGGAGAGAUGAGGAAAGAGUUGUGUAAGAUGAACGCCAGAAGCAAGGAGGUUGGCUCUUUAAAGGUCUCUUGUGAAAUCUGUCUCUUUCCAUCAAAACAAAAGGGAAGAAAAUGGCAGGUGAGGGACUGAACUGGAGGUGUGAAUGUCCCGAACAUAUAUCCUCCUUAGACCUAGAAGGUGUCACUAACUCUUGAAACACCUAAAACUUCACAGUAGAAAGGAUCCUCUGGGCUCACUGCUUCCUGUUUAGGGCCGCUGAGACUUUGUAAUCAUAUCUCUGUCUGUCUGCUCUCUGGCCCUUCCAGAGACCAUUGCAUCCAGGCUAGACCUCUAGGCAGAUACAUGUGUCCCAGGCCUGAGAGCAACUGUGGAAGUUCUGGAGUCUUCCUUUCUCCCAUGCUUCUCCAGCCCUGGGUCAAGAAGUUCCUGAUAAUUUAUAGCCCUCUUCCCACAAUUCCCGCUGGGGACAGGCCCAGGAGGGGAAA
Molecule: messenger RNA, 8896 nt
Organism: Loxodonta africana (African savanna elephant)
Lineage: Eukaryota; Metazoa; Chordata; Mammalia; Proboscidea; Elephantidae
Gene: DVL2
Product: dishevelled segment polarity protein 2
Exons: 17
Coding region: 192-2402 (736 amino acids)
Biological process (GO): intracellular signal transduction; canonical Wnt signaling pathway
Cellular component (GO): cytosol
Molecular function (GO): frizzled binding
Source: RefSeq, a predicted model, not a curated record